Ictalurus punctatus (channel catfish) is the source of this 8801-nucleotide messenger RNA. RefSeq names its product glutamate receptor, ionotropic, N-methyl D-aspartate 2B, genome duplicate b (gene grin2bb). The transcript has 18 exons. The record is from RefSeq and is a predicted model, not a curated record. Gene Ontology annotation, molecular function: transmitter-gated monoatomic ion channel activity involved in regulation of postsynaptic membrane potential; NMDA glutamate receptor activity. Gene Ontology annotation, cellular component: NMDA selective glutamate receptor complex; postsynaptic membrane; postsynaptic density membrane. Gene Ontology annotation, biological process: monoatomic ion transport; excitatory postsynaptic potential; synaptic transmission, glutamatergic. Bases 91 to 4704 code for a protein of 1537 amino acids. NCBI's taxonomy places the organism in Eukaryota, Metazoa, Chordata, Actinopteri, Siluriformes, Ictaluridae.
GGCAACUCGAGUGAGGUGGCGCUGGCUGAGGGCCUAGAAAAGGAGGACUUCCUGCAUGUACCGCUGGCACCCAAGCUCGACCUGGUCACCAUGAAUGAAACAGACCCAAAGAGCAUCAUCACGCGCAUAUGUGCGCUCAUGUCCCGCCACUGGCUCCAGGGCGUCGUGUUUGGAGAUGACACAGACCACGAGGCCAUUGCCCAGAUCCUUGACUUCAUCUCAGCGCAGACCCACAUCCCCAUCCUGGGCAUCCGUGGAGGCUCCUCCAUGAUCAUGGCUGCCAAGGAUGACAACUCCAUGUUCUUCCAGUUCGGCCCGUCUAUAGAGCAGCAGGCCUCAGUCAUGCUCAACAUCAUGGAGGAGUACGACUGGUACAUCUUCUCCAUCGUUACUACCUACUACCCUGGGUACCAGGACUUCGUCAACAGGAUCCGGAGUACCGUAGAUAAUAGCUUUGUGGGCUGGGAACUGGAGGAGGUGUUGCUGCUCGAUAUGUCAGUUGACGAUGGCGACUCUAAGAUUCAGAACCAGAUGAAGAAGCUCCAGAGCCCCGUCAUACUGCUCUACUGCACUAAAGAAGAGGCCACCACCAUUUUUGAGGUGGCGCAUUCGGUCGGCCUGACUGGAUAUGGUUACACCUGGAUCGUACCAUCGCUGGUAGCAGGGGACGCCGACAUCGUGCCCAACGUCUUUCCUACAGGUCUGAUCUCGGUGUCCUAUGAUGAGUGGGACUAUGGACUGGAGGCGCGUGUGCGUGAUGCCGUGGCAAUCAUUGCCAUGGCAACCUCCACCAUGAUGCUGGACAGAGGUCCCCACACACUGUUGAAGUCAGGUUGCCACGGUGCCCCUGAAAAGAAAGGCCCGAAGGGGGGGAACCCCAAUGAAGUUCUGAGAUACCUCAUGAAUGUGACAUUCGAGGGGCGCAAUCUCUCCUUCAGCGAGGAUGGCUACCAGAUGCACCCCAAGCUGGUUAUUAUUUUGCUGGAUAAGGAGAGACAGUGGGACAGGGUGGGUAAGUGGGAGAAUGGCUCGCUGACCAUGAAGUACCAUGUGUGGCCACGCUUUGAGCUCUAUUCAGACGCAGAAGAAAGGGAUGAUGACCACCUGUCUAUCGUCACACUGGAGGAGGCCCCAUUUGUUAUUGUGGAGGAUGUGGACCCCCUCAGUGGGACCUGCAUGAGGAACACGGUUCCCUGCAGAAAACAGCUCAAAGCCCAAAACCAAACAGGAGAUUCAGGGAUCUAUAUCAAACGCUGUUGCAAGGGCUUCUGCAUAGACAUCCUCAAAAAGAUCGCUAAAUCUGUGAAGUUCACCUACGACCUCUACCUAGUGACCAAUGGAAAACACGGCAAGAAGAUCAAUGGCACGUGGAAUGGCAUGGUGGGCGAGGUGGUGUUUAAGAACGCCCACAUGGCGGUGGGCUCUCUGACCAUCAACGAGGAGAGGUCAGAAGUCAUUGACUUCUCCGUCCCCUUCAUAGAGACGGGCAUUAGUGUCAUGGUCUCACGUAGCAAUGGCACCGUGUCUCCUUCUGCAUUUUUAGAACCGUUCAGUGCUGAUGUGUGGGUGAUGAUGUUUGUGAUGCUGCUGAUCGUAUCUGCUGUGGCAGUCUUUGUCUUUGAGUACUUCAGUCCGGUUGGCUAUAACCGCUGUCUGGCGGAUGGACGAGAGCCAGGUGGUCCCUCGUUCACAAUCGGAAAGGCCAUAUGGCUGCUCUGGGGUCUAGUCUUCAACAACUCUGUGCCUGUACAAAACCCCAAAGGCACCACCAGUAAGAUAAUGGUAUCAGUGUGGGCCUUCUUUGCUGUGAUCUUCCUGGCCAGUUACACUGCCAACCUGGCUGCUUUCAUGAUCCAAGAGGAGUACGUUGACCAGGUGUCUGGCCUCAGUGAUAAGAAGUUCCAACGGCCAAAUGACUUUUCUCCGCCAUUCCGUUUUGGCACAGUUCCCAAUGGCAGCACGGAGAGGAACAUUAGGAACAACUACAAAGAGAUGCACAGCUACAUGACCAGCUUCCACCAGAAAAACGUAGACGAGGCCCUCCACAGCCUGAAAACAGGAAAAUUGGAUGCAUUUAUCUAUGAUGCUGCUGUGCUGAACUACAUGGCGGGCAGAGAUGAGGGCUGCAAGCUUGUGACAAUCGGUAGUGGUUAUAUAUUCGCUACCACAGGCUACGGCAUUGCCAUCCAGAAAGAUUCUGGUUGGAAGAGACCUGUGGACCUGGCCAUUCUGCAGCUAUUUGGAGAUGGUGAGAUGGAGGAGCUGGAGGCACUGUGGUUGACUGGGAUUUGUCACAAUGAGAAGAAUGAGGUGAUGAGCAGCCAGCUGGACGUCGACAACAUGGCCGGCGUCUUCUACAUGCUGGGGGCGGCAAUGGCGCUGUCGCUCAUCACCUUCAUAGCUGAGCACCUGUUCUACUGGCAACUACGCUUCUGCUUUAUGGGCGUGUGUACGGGCAAGCCCGGCCUGACCUUCUCCAUUAGCAGGGGCAUCUACAGCUGCAUCCAUGGUGUUCAAAUCGAGGAGAACAAAUCAGGCCUCAACUCUCCGUCAGCCACCAUGAACAUGAACAUGAACAACACCCACUCUAACAUCCUUCGCUUGCUGCGCACAGCUAAAAACAUGACCUCCGUGCCUGGGGUCAAUGGCUCCCCCCACAGUGCCCUGGACUAUGGCCACCGUGAGUCGGCUGUCUAUGACAUCAGUGAGCAUCGACGCAGUCUGGCAGGCCAUAGUGACUGCAAGCCCCCACCUCCUUAUCUGCCAGAAGAUAAUAUGUUCAGCGACUAUGUGAGUGAUGUGGAGAGGACUUUUGGGAACAUGCAUCUGAAGGACAGUAACCUGUACCAGGAUCAUUACCUGCAUCACCAUGGGGGCACGGGAUCCGGACUGGCUCUGGGUAUGUCGGGUCCCUUGCCUAACCGACCUCGUAGCUUAGGCAGUGCCAGCUCAUUGGAGGGAGGGAUGUACGAUUGUGACAGUUUAGGGGGAGGGGUAGCACCUAUUUUCACCACCCAGCCCCGCCAGUCGCUGACACACAGGAACAGGGAAAAGUUUGACCUGAUUGCAGGCCACCCCACCCAAUCGAGCUUCAAGUCUGGCCUGCCUGAUCUAUAUGGGAAGUUUUCCUUCAAAGGUGGGGCGUCCAGUUCAGGGUUUAUCGCGGGACAUGACAGGUACUGUGGGGGAGGUGGGGCGGGCUCGGGAGGGGAUGACGGAAAUAUCCGUUCUGAUGUGUCAGAUAUUUCCACUCACACCGUGACUUAUGGAAAUCUUGAAGGCAACGCUAAGCGACGCAAGCAGUACAGGGACAGCCUGAAAAAAAGGCCAGCAUCUGCCAAGUCACGCCGGGAACAGGAUGAAAUUGAGCUGGGCUUCCGGAGGCGCACCCACCACACCAUCCACCACCACCACCACCAUCAUCCUGUUACACAAGGGCACCGUUCAGCUACCCCACCUGUGGAACGCAAGAGCCUGAGAGGGGGAAACUCCUCAUACAUGUUCCGUGACAAAGAUAAUCUGAGGGACUUCUACAUUGACCAGUUCCGAUCCAAGGAAGGGGCAUCCCAGUGGGAGCACUUGGAUUUGAGUGAUGCUCCUGGAAUAGGUGGCGGAGGGGCGUGCACUAGUUUGGUUCCUGUGGACGAUUUCUUGAAAGGUAAAUCCAAGAAGACAGAGUGGGUGGGGGGUUUGGCCGGAGGGGAUUGGGAAUGCCGUAACUGCCAUAGCGGAGGCAACAAGCCUGUUUGCAUGCAUGGGGGAGGAGGAGGUGUAGGGGGAUCAAGUGGAGGAGGUGGGGGUAGUGGACAAGCCUCCAGUCGGCCAAGCUCAGCCACUUGCAAGCGAUGCGAUUCAUGCAAGAAGCCAGGCAACUUGUAUGACAUCAGUGAGGACAACCACCUCCUCCUGGAUCAGAUAGGGAGUGGAGGGGCCCAAACCCAGGUGCAGAGGCGCAAGUUUGGCCCAGGGGGCAGGGUGUUACGUAGGCAGCAUUCCUAUGACACAUUUGUAGACCUUCAGAAAGAAGGGGCGGGUAGGAUGGGAGGCUCUGGGGGGUUUGGAGGAGCAUCUGUGCUUCCUCAACCCCGAAGUGUGAGCCUGAAAGAAAAAGAUCGCUACAUGGAAGGUGCAAGCCCAUAUGCCCAGAUGUUUGAGCGGUAUAUGGGAGGGGAGCGAGAGACUACGUUUUUUAGUGGUGGGGACCGGGGGAAGGGAGGUGGCUCAUCGUUUAACUUGUUCCGUGGGGGUGAGGGUGGGUUGCACCGUCGCUCGGUAGGCGAAAGAGACAUGAGGGACAGGGAUAGAGGCAUGAUGGGAGGAGGUAUGGGAGGUACCCGAGGGGUUGGGACUUACUCCUUGUCUAAAUCUCUCUACCCAGAUAAGGUGAACCAGAACCCAUUCAUCCCAACCUUCGGCGAUGACCAGUGCCUAUUACAUGGCGCCAAAUCGUACUACAUCAAAAAGCAGCAGGCACAGCCGCAGCACUCUGCCUCUGCUGGGGUUUUGUCCAACGUGGGACCCCGUUUUCCCAAGGAGCUGUGCCUGGCUGGGCCCCUCAGCAACCACCAUGGAGGGGCAACAGGCAACAACAAGCUGCUGUCAUCAAGGGACGGGUUAGGGAUGGGGCAAGGACAGAGACCUUUCAAUGGCUCAAGUAAUGGACACGUAUACGAGAAGCUCUCCAGCAUUGAAUCUGAUGUCUGAUGUUUAUGUGCAAGUGAGAGACAGAGACAGAAAGAGAGAAAUGGAAAGAGAGAAGUGGAAAUUCAAAAGCAAAGAGGCAGCAGACUAAGGUAACGACCAACAGAUUGUGUCUACUUUGUAAUUUCACUUUCAAAACCAAGAAACAAGCAAGAGGAACUGAUCUAUGCUUAAUACAGGUGGACGUAGCACUGUUGGAGCACUGUAAAUAAAGAGAAGGGACCUGCUCACAAGACAAAAGCUCAGACCAUAUAGUGACAACCUCAGUAUAUCCUUCUUUUUAUCCUCUCUUCUUUUUAUUGUCCCUUCUAUUUUUCUGCUCCUUAUACCAAAACACAAUAUCCGAUUCAGCUUAGGUACAGAGACCUGGUACAAUCGUGAAGAGAAAUCAGUUAUUGUCUAGAAACAACAGGGUAAACCUUACAAUAAUUGUAUUGGUGGUGUUAACAAUAAUAUUAUUAGAUAUGAUUACAAUGUUUAUGAUGUUCAGUUUGGGAUUGAUUUCUGUAUGUUAUAUGCUAUAGUAUCUUUGUCCUCUGCUUACAAUUCUUUGUUAGCAUAGUACUUUGCAGAGAAUUCUUAUUUCAUCAUGGGUUGUCAUUUGAUCCUAUUUGUCAACUGAGCUUGCAUUGUCUUACAUCAUCAUGCCAUUUUGCCCUGAUCUGGAGCUCCAGGACCACCAGGGACAAUGCCAAGCUGGAAAAAAUUUAAACAAACUUGUUUUCCUUUCAGCUUUAUUUACUAUUAAUUAUUCAUGUUUAUUUCUUUUAUUGAGUGCUGUAAUAUUGUAUGUAAAAGGCAUGAUUUGCAAAGUACUUCAGUUGUACUCGAGAUAUUGUGCUGAAGGACAAUUAUUAUGAUCUCUUUUUAUGGCUUUACAAUUUUUAUAAUGUUGCAUUAAUGUCGUUAGAACGUUGGUUUAGUACACAGCACAUUACGUGCCUUAGCAGGAGUCCCAGAAUUCUAAUUAUACAGGUCAUGUUACUAUGGCAACUUUCUGGUCACUGCACACAGAUUGGUCAUUGGAUGAGUACUGGAUCGUUACUUGUGAUAAAGACACCUGAUUGGAAUCACAAUGUCCAAUUACGUGCAGAGACACAACACAAUCCUAAAUUGUAUGAUUGUGCAGCACGGAUGUAAAUUCAGAACGAUUGUUUUACAAAAUUAGUUUUGAACUGAAUUUGCACAGCUCUGUGUGAAACCUGUUCAAUAGAUAACAAAUUGCAUUUAUUUAGUGCAUUUAUUAGACUUAAAAUUCAGACAGGAAAAAUACCUUGUAAAUGUCUUAUAUAUUUGAAUUGAGCUGCAGGGUGUUAAGUUCAAAUACUGGACAAACAAACAUCAAUCAAUUCAUUAUUUUUUCACACUUGGUUUUGAAUUAAUUUUGUCCCUUUCUUUUUGUGCACCCUUAGUCAACAAUGAGGUGGGUGUUACAGGAUAUUAUGAAAGAGCUUUGCCUUGGCAUUUGCUUGUAUUUUAUAAGUGUAAAUAUUCUUUUUUCCCCCCCCACAGUGUACAGUGAGUAUACAGCAAAGAUGUAACUUUAGAAAUGUGUUUUACUAAAGUAGAUUUUAAAUGAAAUUAGAAUAUUUGCACAAUUCAACCUGGCCAAAAAUGAUGAAUACAGAGAACAUAAAAAUUAUAAUAUGAUAAGUACAAUAGUUACUUAUGUCUUUACUAUCACUAUGUCUUUUCACAGAUGGCACCCUGACUAGCUCUGGGAGGCAGAAUAAUCUUUCUUGGUUAUAUAACAGUUAAAUAAGUGCUGUUCUGUUAUGAACACCCUUCUUUUUUUAUUUUUAUUUUUUAUUUUAUUCCAAAUAAAUUUGUUGCAUUGAUGCCUACUACACAAAUUUAACAUUAUGGACUUAACCAUUUAUGUAUAUUAAACCACCCACUCUUGGACAACCAGCAAUAGUCUAUAAAUAGUCAGAAUUACUGUUUACAUACAGGUAUUUUGACUAGAAUUACAUGGAUUUGACAAAAAUUACACUUAGUUAACUUUCUAACUAGUCAAUUAUUUAAAUAGAUUAACCAGAAAAACUGGUCAUUUAGUUGUGUAGUCACUAGUAUGUGCCAUUUUAGCUUUUUUAAUCCCACCAAUGAACAUAUAAAUUUUGCUGGUUGUUCCAGAAAUCCAAUUAUUUUCCCAUAUACCUAUAUAGCUCUAUAUGAGUUGUUUUUUUUGUGUGUGUGUGUGAAAUAUACCUUUUCUUUAUUCACAUUUUAUAAACAUACUCUCAGCCAAACAGAUCUCCAAUUCAAGCACAAUGUUUAUACUAAUAAUUGCUGUGUAAAUAUCUAUUUUGUGGACUUUAAGGAAACACCACUUUUAUUGCCACACUUAUUUUAUUUUUUUAUUUCUUUGCUGUGUGAGAGUUUGUGAAACCGUGAGUACAUUGUGAGAUACAUGCAUGCACCUUUCUUUCUAUUUUGCAUUCCAGCUUUUAGAUUAUGUAUAAUUCGAAGACCACGUUUAGUGUUUUUCUUUUUCGUGUAAAGAAACGUGUCUUUCUUUUGCUUAACUUGUACCAGUUAGUGCCACAAAGAGUUCAAACUGAUAACUGUAAGGUCUGGCAUGAUGGGUGAAAAUACUAAUGAGAAUGGACAUUUUGGAAUAUAUAUAUUUAAAAAAAAAAUGGAUGGAUGUUUGACAGAAAGCAUUAUCAUGUCCUCAGCCUGAUUCACAGUGUGUGGGGUUCUAACUUGAGAACAAGUUUAUUUUCAUUCUUGUGUUCAUAGGGCUAAUUUUUUCACUUUAAGCAAUUGAAAUCUUAACCUAUCAUUGCAAAAAAAAAAAAAAAAAAACAAACAAACAAAAAAAAGAUAUAUGCAUGUUUGACCCUUGGCAAAAUGUGUUUUUAUUUUAAGCGUGGUCUUUUUUUCUUAUUGAAGGUACACUUUUCCUUCAGUCAAGUGUGUUCCUGAAAUGACAGAUAUUUUGCAAGUUCUGUGUACAAUUAUGCAGUGUGGCCACUUCUUCUGUCACUCUUGAUGUUUUAUGUGGGAUGGAUUUGGUAGCACAGGACAGGGAAAAUCUGUGUGUGUGGGUGAGACUGGAAGAGCGAGUGUCUAUCAGAAAGGAAGUCACACAGGCUAACUCAUAAGCUAUGGGGUUAGCAGUCCUAUGGAACACAAUGAAUUGCCUGUUAAAAUUCCUUAUUUUUGGGCGAAAUUGAGCUGGCAAGGAAUUGGGUUCGCCUUUGCUCUUCCUCAGAAACAGCUGCAGUUCUUCCUGUAACAUAGCCUAUAGUUUGGACUCGCACCAAUUCACUGGAGGCUCUGUGAUAGCAGAGUUGUUAGGCUGCAUGUAGGUGGAGAUCACGAGAGACUAUGGCAGGAGUGUACACAUGAGAGAGUGAAAGAUAGUAGCCUACAUUUCAUUUUUGCACUCUAUUAUCAUUUUCACUCAAGUAUAGGAUUCUUGGGAGUUGGCUGUUGCACAAAGAGAGUGCAACAUUGUUACUGAGGGUAUGCUUAUCAGUCCCUGUUUUCCAUUUGCUCCCCAAAUCCUCAUCUGCUACUGUAUGUCACAGGUAUUUGUAGAAUAUAUGUGCCUGAAUUCAUGCUUGAUUACCUCUGUGUGUGGGUAUGUGUGAGACGCACUGCACAUGCGUUGAAGUUCUGCUGUAAAUAAAUAAGUCCCCUUUUCCAUAAUUUUUAAUAUAUGGAGAUAUGGAUACUAAGAUUGGGUAAUUUGGCAUACACUUUUGUUAGGAAGGUUUUAUAACCACCAUAGACGUAUAACAAGAUCAUGUGACCAAGGGUAGACCUGAUAUUGAAAGGAUAAGACGUACGCCUUUGUUGUCUUUCAUAUAAAUUGAUAUUUCUAAUUCUCUUUUUUUUCUUGGUUUUUCGACACUUAUUUUAAAUGUUACUGACAAAUUACAAAUGUACAGAUUGUGUAAAUAUGACCAAAUGGUUUCUCUUAAUCCAUUUUUUGUAUAGAGAGAGAUUACCUGUGUUUAAGAUUACAAUAAUAAUUUAACGGGAAAUUUCACAGUACUUAAGCUACUGAGAAUACAGACACAGUAUGUGUGAAAUAUAAGUGCUAAGAUAUAUUCUUCUGUCUCUUUGUACAAAACAGUGUUGACAAUAAA